CGCGACACCUUCAAAAUUCCUCCCAUCUACUACUUCUCGGCCAACCACCACCACCUUCAGCCGUCGUCGGAUUCGCAGCCGCGAUCGCAACCGCAAUCGCAGUUACGUGCCGCAGGAACAUAGAAACCGUAUUGUCGCUGCGAAUCCACCCAUCCUCGCACGGGCUUCCCGAUACCAUGACGUGACCAUGUUUACCUUCAGUCCUCUAUUGGGGGCGCUUUCGGAAUCGGCGGCGUCGCAAUCCAUCUUGGAGCUCGACGGGGGGAUUAAAGUCCUGGUUGACGUCGGCUGGGAUGAGUCGUUCGAUGUUUCCAAGUUAAGGGAACUAGAGAAGCAAGUCCCGACGCUUUCCCUCAUCCUGCUGACCCAUGCGACGACGAACCACAUUGCCGCCUUCGCGCACUGCUGCAAGCACUUCCCCCUCUUUACGCGGAUUCCCGUCUACGCGACCUCCCCAGUCAUCUCGCUCGGCCGAACGUUGCUCCAGGAUAUCUACGCCUCGACUCCUCUCGCCGCCACCACCAUCCCGUCAAGUUCUCUCGACGAGGUCUCCUACACCGCUCAACAGUCUUCCUCUGAUAUCCUCCUGCAAGCUCCGACCCCCGAGGAGAUUGCAACAUAUUUCUCCCUCAUCCACCCGCUGAAAUACUCUCAACCCCACCAGCCUCUCGGCUCCCCGUUCUCCCCCCCUCUGAACGGACUAACCAUAACAGCCUAUAACUCGGGUAGAACGCUCGGCGGUACUAUCUGGCACAUACAGCAUGGGCUAGAGUCCAUCGUUUAUGCCGUCGAUUGGAACCAGGGACGGGAGAAUGUGUACGCGGGAGCGGCCUGGCUGGGGGGUGCCGGUGGCGGUGGUGCCGAGAUCAUCGAGCAACUACGGAAACCAACCGCCCUAGUCUGCAGCAGUAAGGGAGGCGAGAAGCCGUCCAUCUCUGGCGGCCGGACCAAGCGGGAUGAGCAAUUGCUGAGCAAGGUUAGGACCUGCGUUGCCAGGGGCGGGACCGUCCUGAUCCCGAUCGAUUCCAGUGCGCGGGUGUUGGAACUAGCGUACCUGAUGGAUCAUGCGUGGCGAGUGGAUGCGUCGACGGGUGAGGGCCAGCUCAAGUCUGCCAAACUUUACCUUGCCGGUCGUAAUAUCCACAGCACCAUGAGGUACGCUCGGAGCAUGCUAGAAUGGAUGGAUGAUAGCAUUGUCCGGGAGUUCGAAGCCGUCGUCGAUGGAUCCAGGCCGGCGAACGGCGGCGCCGAUGGAGCCAAACCCGGUAAGGAGGCUGGCCCGUUCAACUUCAGAUUCCUGAAGCUCCUCGAUAGAAGGGGACAGAUUGACAAAAUACUCCGUGACACCGCCGACGAAGGUCGUGCGGUUGGUAAGGUGAUACUUGCAAGCGACUCCACGUUGGAAUGGGGCUUCUCGAGAGACGUGUUGAAGCAGAUCGCCCAGGACUCGAAGAACAUGGUCAUUCUAACCGAGUACCCGUCGCUGGUUUCGGAGGCACGCGUCUCGCUGUCGAGGAGCCUCUGGACGUGGUGGAAAGAAAAGCAGGAACACGCAAGUGACAGCGCGAACGGCGAAACUCAACAUGACCUAGAGUUUACGGACGCGAAGAGGGAGGCCCUAGAGGGCAGCAGCCUAGCCAUCUACCAACAAUGGCUCGCACAACAACGCCAACUUCAGACCACCCUCCAGAACGGAGGAGCUAAUGCACUCGAGGCGUCCGGGGAUGUAGGUGACGAGGCUUCCGAGUCCGAGUCCGAGUCGGAGGAUUCCGAUAACGAGCAACAAGGUAGAGCGUUGAACGCUGCGACUACGAUGGGCCAGGCGAGUAGAAAAAAGGCCGCUCUGACAGACGAAGACCUCGGCAUCAACAUACUAUUAAAGAAGAAAGGCGUCCACGAUUUCGACGUCAGAAAUAAGAAAGGGCGGGACAGAAUGUUCCCGCACCCAGUUAGAAGAAAACGUGGAGAUGAUUACGGGGAGCUUAUCCGCCCCGAAGAUUUUCUCCGAGCGGAGGAGAGGGAUGACAACGAUGGACAGGAUCCGGCGCAGGGGGCGAAGGAUGAAGUCCAGGAGGGCCUCGGGAAGAAGCGGAAAUGGGACAACGCUGCCAUCUCCGCCAAGAACCAGGGCAGCGGGUCGUCAAAGCGACCGCAUUUCGGGCGUACCACCUCGGACGACCUCGAAGUGGUAGUCACGAACGAUUUGGUCGAAGACGAGCUGGACGGCGUCCCAGAUGAUCUAGACGAGGCGGCAACCGGCCCUUCGAGGCUAGCGUUUACGAAGGAGACGAUCACAAUCAACCUGGAGGUCGAGUUUAUCGACUUCAGCGGCAUCCAUGACAAGCGUAGUCUGCACAUGCUGAUUCCCUUGAUUCAGCCCCGGAAACUCAUAUUCAUCGGUGGGAGCGAGGAUGAGACGCUAGCUUUAGCUUCGGAUUGCAAGAAGCUACUCGCCGAAGGAUCCACCGGAAUUUACACCCCAGGCGUCGGCACCACCAUCGACGCGAGUGUCGACACGAAUGCUUGGGUGGUCAGGCUGGCUCCCUCUCUCGUCAAGCAGCUGAAGUGGCAGAAAGUACGGGGAUUGAGCAUCGCAACAGUCACCGGCCUACUGCUUGCUCUACGGAAGGAGGCUCUUGGGACAGCCCACGACGAGGAUGCGGCGAAUAAGCGCCUCAAGACGGAAGAGCCGGAAGACUCAGCGGAGGCGGUGGUAGCUGUGGAGCCGACGCUUGACGUGCUUCCCAGCAGCAUGGCAUCGGCGACCCGGUCCGUGGCCCAGCCGCUCCACGUCGGUGAUUUACGACUGGCCGACCUGAGAAAAGCCAUGCAGCAAUCGGGCCACACGGCGGAGUUUAGAGGCGAAGGCACGCUGUUGAUAGACGGGUCGGUGGUGGUGCGGAAGACGACAGCGGGACGGAUCGACGUGGAGAGCAUCGGCCUGCCAACAGACGGCGGCCCGGCAACCCAACUCGGCGGUACGUUCUAUGCGGUCAAGAGGACGAUCUAUGAGAGCUUAGCGGUCGUGGCUGGUGCUUAAUUGGACAAUAUUACUGGGGAUUUGUGUGAAUAUCUUCGCAGCACUAGACGCUCGCGCUGGGAACCGCAACGUAUAGGUGCUUGUGCCAUUGCUUCUGUUGUGAUCUCAGUUCCGGGAUCUCACUCCGUGGCAAGCGAAAUAGACGAAUACCGCCAAGCAGUUACUGGAGAGUGCAACUGAGCUGACUAUAGCGGGUCUCGCGUGUCGCUUUGACUAGUCAGGUCGUAGGUAAAGCCCCCUGACUUACUGGUAUAUAAAAGCCCUUUGUCCGGAAGCUGUUUCGCCCUACGUCGAGAUCGUCUGCUCCUAAAAGGGGAGAAGACUUGCUUACGCUCUCCCUCUCUCCCUCUCUGUGGAGGAAGUACUAUCUUGGAGAAGCCAAGGGAGUCGUGUAUCUCCUUGAUUUCCUGCGUCGAAACAUCAGUCUCGUAAGUAGUGGACAUGUUUUAUACAGUAGUGUAUCACUAUUCCCAGCAUAGAUAGGCGUUCCAGUAUCUCUUAGGUAGCAAAUACCAAGCUAUUAUAUAGGGGUAAUAUAUCAAGGCCGUUUCAG
Messenger RNA from Durotheca rogersii, 3593 nucleotides. Its product is annotated as beta-lactamase-like protein. The record is from RefSeq and is a predicted model, not a curated record. NCBI's taxonomy places the organism in Eukaryota, Fungi, Ascomycota, Sordariomycetes, Xylariales, Xylariaceae. Gene Ontology annotation, biological process: mRNA 3'-end processing by stem-loop binding and cleavage. Gene Ontology annotation, cellular component: mRNA cleavage and polyadenylation specificity factor complex. The transcript is spliced from 2 exons. Gene Ontology annotation, molecular function: RNA binding. The coding region runs from base 188 to 3040 and encodes 950 amino acids.